Messenger RNA from Ctenopharyngodon idella (grass carp), 2057 nucleotides. RefSeq lists its product as uncharacterized. The transcript has 17 exons. The record is from RefSeq and is a predicted model, not a curated record. NCBI's taxonomy places the organism in Eukaryota, Metazoa, Chordata, Actinopteri, Cypriniformes, Xenocyprididae. Gene Ontology annotation, molecular function: nuclear retinoic acid receptor binding; transcription coregulator activity; nuclear thyroid hormone receptor binding. Gene Ontology annotation, biological process: regulation of transcription by RNA polymerase II; cellular response to thyroid hormone stimulus. Bases 155 to 1975 code for a protein of 606 amino acids. Gene Ontology annotation, cellular component: mediator complex.
GCGGGAACUUAAUUAGCAGCUAGAAGACUAGUAGAAAGUCUUUUUGAAAUUUGAACGUUAAUGUUUAUACUUAUCUCGGAGUAAUAUGUUCUUAAUUUAGAGACAAAUCUGUUGAGCAGCAGUGUAAACGUAAUUAACAAGUAUCCUGGCCAAAAUGGAGUCCAAGAGCGAACGUGGUCCUGCAAGUAUGAAGACCAAAACCUUAAUGUCUGACUUGAAGUCCAAAUAUGCUGAUAAAUCUUGGAAUGAGACCAUUCAGCUGGUCCGUAGAUGCAUGGAAAAAACAAAAGGAGAUGGGAGAGUUUGUGAGCCAAUCACAAAAUGUCUUGAGAAGAUCAAUGAGGCACUCAACGUGUCUUCCUUGACAGCCAUGGUGUCCAGACUAGAGAUGAUUGCCAAACAAAGAGGAUUGGGGUCACAUUUGAGCCCCACAGAGACGGUGUGUUAUCUGACAGCAGACCUGUUUUACAUCGAGGUGGUGCUGCUGCCGGGAGGAAGGGUGGAAGAUGUGAGGGCGGCCCAUCACGGUGAAGCUCCUGUGUCCAGCCCAUCACUACUUCAGUUGCUAAGGAUGAAGAAAUUUCAAGAGUUCUCUCUAAAGUUGGAUGACCUUGUCUCCUUUUACAACAUCCAAGGAGAUAGUGAUGUCAAGGUUAAAGUCUACACCGCUCUUCGGCACCUGGAAACUGAUCUCUUCAAAAUAUCCCAUUUACCAAGAUCUUUGAGAGAAAGUGACCUUCACGUUGACCUCAUUAUGAAUGGCAGGAUUGGGAAUGUCCAGCCUGGCAGAGACGGAAGUCCAAUGACAAUCGAGUACUACAUAAGUCCAUUAGAUGUUCUCAUGGGGUUGUCAGGCACAGGUGAGGUUAGUUGUGGCCAGGUGGCUUUGGUAACGGUGGGAAGCAGUGACGUCUCACACAGGCUGCAGAUGCAAUCGCUGAUCUCUUCUCCACCCCAGGUUGACUCUUUGGGGUUUCCAGUGUUUCAGCCGCUCACUGAGUCCUGCUCAGAAUUACUCCCUGCCACCUUUCUUCUCAAACUACAGCCACCGUUACCUAUGCUUAUUUCCUUCAUAGAGAAAAUGGGCGAAAUCACAGAUGGCGUUAUGUCUGAGAAACACCUGCAGGUGGAGCCUCUACCCCAACUUCUCCUGAAGACCAACAAAAAGCAAAACUCCAAGAUAUCCUGGACAGACUGGGUUCAGUUUGUUGUGCCAUUGCCUGCCUCUGAGUACCACAGUUAUGUGUUCCCUGGGGCCGAAUGGGGCCGUGAGUCAUGGAAAGGAGCCUUAAUUCACACAGUCCCCUUCGAUCACCCUGGCCACGUCCCUGCCUUACUGGACGUCCUUCGCCAUCAGGCUGCCAUCAACGUCCUACUGGCAAGCUGUUUCAGUAACCACAACCAACUCAUAGAUGCUGGCUUACAGUAUGACCUGAGAUGUGAGGUCCUUCCAGAAUCAGACCACUGCCUUUCUGUUACAUUCAGCCUUGAUGAUGGCAACCACCUGGCUGUUCUUCAGGUGACGGUGGUGGACUCUAAUCAGGUGAGCUGCAGACUUCUGAUGCCUGAUUUUGUGGAUCAUAAAUUGGAUGACUAUAUAUCCAGAGUCCUUAUGCGAUGCAUGUCCAUCCCCAUCACAAUGAGGGCCAUACGCAGGAAAGUGUCCAGCCUGACAAUCCGUCCCUUACCUGCAGCUGACCCAGAGCUCACCACUGCAAUGGAAAGCACAUCAACUCCUCACUCGGACGAAUCCGUUGCAGAGAUCAUCAGUGCUGUCUAUCCAUCUGCCUCAGUCUCCCAUGAGGCUAUUGAGGAGGAGAGGAUGGCCUCUUCUCCAGGCUAUUAUGCUAUGUCUGUUGCUUCCCCAGUGGCUGAUAAUGUGAAUACAGAUGCUGUUGCUAACCCUUCCCCCUGUGCUUCUCUGGGUGUCUAUUCACACUGGGUGACCAGUGGACUUCCUGCAGAGCUUCUAUAGUAGGAGCGAUUUUACUAAAGAGAAUAUCUUAAGAGAUUUCUAUUUUGGACAAAUCUUAAAUAAAGGUGUUAUUUUAAAGUCA